AUGAAUUCAAAAUCGAAAGUAGACAUUUCCGUUGUUUAUAAGUUAAACUAAAAUUUGGAUAAAACGUAAAACAUUAAUCAACCAUUUCGCUAUUUGUGGUAUCUAACUGAACUAGGUGAUAAUCUACCUCGCCAACAUAGACUUGCUGUGUUGAAGACAAUGAACUAUUAAAAUAAACUUCAAAUUGCCGCCGUUGAAAGCCGUGUAGAUGGAGGCUGUCAUUGGGCGGUGCGUCGUCUUGAAAAAUCUUCCACCAGAAUCAAGUGAAGUCGACGUCAGAAGAUUUCUCGACGACGUUGGACACGCGACAGCUUACACAGAAAUUGAUAGAUACCCAGUGGACGAUCGCGACGUGCGAUGGGUCGUUCUAUUUGACAGCGAAGAAGAUGCUAAACUUUGCCUAGACGACAAGUCCUAUCGCUGGAGGUACCAUGGAAUUGAAACGAAGGUUACCACAGACCUCUGUUCGGAGUGCAUUGUCCCUGAUCACUGGCUACAGGACGUUGGUGAUGUAACGAAGAACACUGAAGAUGAAUGGGAAGUGCUUCAAAGCAGUUUGCUUGACGAUGAUCCAGUAGUUAUAGCAUCCGAUGUUCGAAUGGGUGUUCAAGAAACAGAACAGUUUGCUUCUUAUGAUACAGACGAUUUAUUUGCAUCAAUGCAAAAAGUGUACAUCAAUCCAUUGGAUCCGGCAGAAGUUAAACCAAAUGAGGACAUCCCUGCUGCAGAAGAAGAAAAAGACCAUUACACAACUAGCUUUUCUUCCAGUUCCCUGUUUCGAUCAGGUAGGGAAUCGAGUCUGUCCAAAGCGGAAUCACCAGAAAGUGAAGAGAAAGCUGGGUCAAGCAAGGAGCAAAUAAUGGAAGAAAAUGUCGAUAAAAGUGAUGAUAACGGCAAUGCGUUCAUUAAAGUGGGCGAACGAAAACAUGAAAGUGAUAUGACCAACGCAGAGGAGUCAAUGCCAUCCGACGAUAUGUUCGGUUCAUCUGAUACCCAAUCGCAUGAGAAACCAAAGUCUUUGACUGAGUCCAUUCGGUCAGCUGAUUUGUUUUCAGCAGGAGAUGAUGAAAAGAUUGUGUCCAAAGCGGAAUCCUCAGAAACAAAUGAAAAUAAAGAUGAAUUUAGCGAGCAGCAAUUCGUUGAGGAAAAUAUCGAUAAAAGUGACAGCGACAAUGAGUUUAUUACAGUAGGCGAGCGGAAAAAUGAAGGAGAGAUGAUUGAAUUAAAGGCUUCAGUGCCAUCCGACGAAACGUUUGGUGCUGCUAAUGCCCAAUCAAAAGAUAAACCAAAGUCCUUGACUGAGUCCAUUCGGUCAGCUGACCUGUUUUCAGCAGGAGAUGAUACAAAUAUGGAAACUGCAAUGAAUGUGCACGAAACAAAAGAUGUGAUGAAAAACGCGGAAAUGGAUACAAGCCUGUCUGAAUGUCACAAGAAGGGUAACAAAUCAUUGGAUGACACAACCAAUACCGCACAAAAUUCAGCCACUGAGUUUUCUCAACCAGCUCAAACUGAACAUGCAUCACAUAUGUUGCAGUAUCCAUUUCCUGUGAUGUACCAACCGCCGGUUUAUCAUCCUUCUACGCAUGGUCAAAUGCCUGUUUAUCCAAUGCCAACUUCAUCAUAUACUCCCGGAUACAUACCACCCCAAGCACAGGGCGCUUAUAUGUAUGUACCAUUCCAUUACAUCCCUCAAGGAGCAAAUGCGUCAACAGAUGCAACAGUUCCAUCGACAGCUGAGGGUGUUCCUGAAUAUCCGGGACAUUAUGUGCAUCCACUUUAUAAUGUGCAUUUUAAUCCUGCUUCAUACAACACGACCGAUCCUCACAACCUCAAAACCACAGAGUUAAAUCAAACAAAACUGAACGCCGAGAAAGCACGUGUGGAGACAGACAAGAAGGAUUUUUACGACUAUCCUCCGUCACCUACAAAAGACGUUAGUUCCCCUAUAUCAGAACCAAAGGUACCCAUACCAAAGUCAGGUGAUGUUAAGGAAAAAGAGUAUUCGAAGUUGACACCUGUCGUUCCCGAAUAUGAAGAUGAUGAAGAACACAUCUACGACGAAAUAGAAAUGGCAAGCUCCGUCACUAAACCUACUGUCCAUGACCUAGUUUCGAGUCCAACCGCAAAGAAGGAACCACCUACACUUCCAAUACCAAGAAAAAAAUUGAGAAUUUUCGAAGAAACAGACGAAUUAACACCACCUCCAAAUGCUUUUAUUGUGGUUUCGGGUAUAGAUCAGAAUGUCUCUGUGGAAGAUAUUGAGCUGUUUUUCGAGAACAAGAAGCGUUCCGGAGGAGGAGACAUUCAAAAGAUAGAAUUCAAAGAUGGAAAAGUAAUCAUUGAGUUCAAAAGUUUUGAAGUUGCCUUGUCAGUGUUAAAGAAGUCUAAAACGGAUGGAAUAUAUUUUCGGAAAAGUAAAAUUGACGUGUGCGAAUAUAUCCCUACUCCAAAAGACCCCUUAAAAAUGUUCGUUAAGGGUGUAUCCGAUUCAACAACUGAUGAGAGCAUUGAAUUAUUUUGUGAAGCUCGAUUGAAAAUUGCUCCACAUCAAAUCGAGCGAGGUGUUACACCUGGCACAGCUUUGUUAACAUUUUCAUCACCUCCAGAUAUAGAACGUGCUAGAAAAAUAUGUUUAGAACGUGCAUGUGAUGGGGAAUUCUGGGACGUGUUUGACGUCGAGGAAUCUCGGGCAGUUCUCGUAAGUGGAUAUGGAGAAAAAUCAGAAGAAGGUCUUUUAUAUUACUUCGAAAACAAAAGAAGAAGUCAAGGUGGAGAUGUUACAUCGGUCGAAAAACACUCUCAGAAUGACGCUUACAUCGUUACUUUUAAGAAACGGGAAGAUGCGGAAAGAGUAUGUAAACCGGCUUUUGCCCACAAACUAGAUGGUUGUGACCUUGAGGUAUCGUUAUACUACCCAUGCAUUGAUUUGGAGAAAUCGUCAGUUAUAACACUUCCUCCACCUUACAGUGUUACAGACCUGGAUAACUAUGUAAUGAGAUUCCUACGGAGGUCCAAGGAAUACAAAUCUGAACUCGAACAACGUUUAAAGACCAUUGACGCAGAACUCAAUUGGGUAUCAGACGAAACAGAAGGCGACACGCUGCUCAUCAAAUGUGUCAUAGAUGUUAAAGACAAAGACGCUCGAAAGAAAAUAAGCGAUUGGCAGGAUAACAGCACGUCUUGCGUCAACUGGUUCCGCGAAAAUAUCAUAGCCAAUACACGACCCAUUGCCUGUGAGAUAUGGCAGAUAGCAAAUCGAGCUUUCCAUGGUUUGACUGUUAAUCGACCUGAAGCGGUGGCAUUGUUUCCAGACAAACAAGCGUCUUCCGUUGUUAUUGUGGGCGAGAAAAACGAAGUGCUUAAAUUAGAAGCACAGAUUAGGAACGUAAUAGCCAAGCUCGAGGAUGAGUUGGAAAUGAGCAACGAGACCGUAACAAAGGUGAUAAAAUUACGGCACUUUGAAAUGACGAUGAUGCGGGCUCUUAGAAUCGAUAAGAAGCCCAAUAUACCUGACCUUGAAAUUCAGAUUGAUGGAGCGGAAAGGGAAGUCGUUUUGAAGGGAUUCAGAAAGGAUGUUGAUGCGGCGUUUGAACGUAUAACUUCAAUUAUCAAGGGGUUAAAAAAGAAAAAAGUUGAAGGUUAUACGAAGUUGAGCUUUGACAUGUUGUUUGCUAAGGAAACCAGAGAUUUUAUAAAGAAACAGUUCUCAAGACAGAAGCUAAUCGGGGUAUGGGAUGUGUUUAGAAAAGUUACACUGUUCAUGUAUAGUGACACAGGAGAGUCGCUUGACAAAUGCAUAAGUAUACUACAAAACACAUUGUCUGAAAACCACAUGAGUAGGACGACAGCAACAGAAACGCUUUACACGGACGAAGGAAGGACCUUUAUUGCAAAGUUGGAGAGAGAGCAUGUUGGACUUUUGAAAUUUCUUCUCAACGAUAAUGAGAUUGUUUAUUCAGUAACUGAUGUCGAUGGCUUGCUUGGGGAAAUCCAGCGCCAGUUACACGCUUUCCUGGAUUCAAGUAAAGAGGUUACUGAAUUUGUUGACGCAGGAAGCUCUGGAAAAUAUUUGUACAUAUUCAACUACAAAAAGAAAGAAAUAGAAAAUAUUGAACGGCAAUAUUCGCGAUUGAAUGUAACAAUUCAGGCUGUUGAUGAAAAGGUAUCAAAUGGAUUUCGAGUCAGGGGGAAAAAAGAUGGCUGCAGGGCAGUUAUCACAAAAGUCAGAGAACUGAUUGACUCUGUCACUGAAAAGGAUUUGAAAAUCGAAAUACCCGGUUUUGAUACGUUUGUAGAGAGUACGUCAGGUAAAAGCGCAAUAAGAGAGGUUGAAUUCAAACAUAACUGCAUUAUUAGGCUGGAAGUAGAUGGCAAAAGAAGGAGUACAACUGCUGUUGUGUCGAAGGUGUUAUCCUGUUUCAAAGAAGGCAAAUGUACAGUUUCGUACGUCGAGGGAGAUUUGCUAGAAAUGACGGCAGAUGCUCUUGUUUGCCCGUGCUUUAAAACGCUCAAGUACUCGAUUGGUCUUGGAGGAAACAUCAUUCGAUGUGGUGGCUACAAGAUUCAGCUUGAAUGUGAUCAAAUAUCACGAACACGAACAUUAUCUUACGGGGAUGUACUGAACACUACUGCCGGGAACUUAAGAUACAAGGCAAUUUUGCACACCGUGACGCCCAUUUAUGAAACGCAAUCACAAACAGAGAAACAACUAUUGGGAAGCACCGUUUUUAAUGUUCUUGAAACGGCUGAUAAACACCGUUAUACAUCGAUCGUUUUCCCACCAAUUGGAAAAGGGACUUAUAAAUUCCCAGUUCAAGUUGCUGCUAUGAUCACAGUCAGCGCAAUUAAGAAGUAUCUGCGUGAAAAUGAUAAGACGUUGAUUGAAAAGAUAACCAUCUGCGACAUUCAGCCUGAAACAAGAGAUACUUUCCUACAAGUGUUUGCUGAGCCUACCGCAGUUCGAAAACGAGAUCCCGAUCCCGACAGGCCCAGAACGGAAUCGAGAAUAGAAAUAAAAGUCGGUACUCUUGUAUCACAAACGGCGGACGUGUUGGUCAACUCUACCAACAAAUAUUUAGACAUGCGAGUUGGAAGAGUUUCAAGGCAGUUGCUAGCAGCUGCCGGGCAGGAUGUACAAGACGAGUGUGCGAAAAACUACACAGAGGGUAUCAGUUACGGUCAAGUGGCUGUUACAACUGCGGGUCAAUUAAGGACCUGCAAAGUAAUCUUUCACGGCAUGCUGCCAUCUUGGGACGGGGGUAGCGGUCAAUCAGUAGCGAUUCUUCACAAGUUUGUUUCAAAAUGCCUCGAGGAUGCCGACAAAAUAAAAGCACGCUCGAUCGCGUUUCCGGCACUCGGUACUGGUCCAGCUCUGGGAUAUCCAAUUGAGGUAGUGGCUGAAACAAUGUUUGAUGCAGUCCAAACUUAUUUUAACAGUGCACACGAAAGAAGAAUAAAAAAAGUUUAUUUCGUCAUUUGGUCAGGAGACACUGACACAAUAAAGGCAUUCAACAGCGAACAUCAAGCACACUCUUCUGGGUUUAGGAGAGGUUCCGUCCGAGCAAGCAAACACAUACCACAACACGACGAGACGAUAUAUGAGAGAGGAAGAGGCAGAUCGGCAAUGACAGUUGGGAACGUGGCACUUGAAAUUGUUCAGGAAGACAUAACACGACAAACUACGGGAGCCAUUGUUAAUAGCACUCUUGAAAAGCUAAAUCUUUCACUUGGGCUGGUAUCAAAAGCCAUUUUAGAAGCUGCUGGGGCAGGAAUUCAACUAGAAUGUCUUCAGGCAGGCAACAGAGAAAGGAUCGUCAAAGAGGGUAUUGUUGUAACAACAGCUGGGAAGCUCAUGUGUCAAAAGAUCAUCCAUGUUCGUGCGCGAAACAGUGCGAACGGUUGGAAAGAUUCUAUCAUCAAAUGUUUGCAGGAAGCUGAAAUCCUGGGGCUAAAUUCAAUCGCUUUCCCAGCACUUGGAACAGGGGGCAAAGGUCAAGGUGUGGAUGUGAUGGCGAAAUGUUUUUACGAAUCACUAAAACAAUAUGUAGAGAAGGGAUAUACCAAGGGAUGUUUGAAAACUAUGCGGAUCGUUCUCUACGACACUGCCAUGGUGGAGCAGUUCACAUCGACCAUACAGGCGCAGACAAGCAAAAAACCUUUGUUUUCGUUGCCAUGGAGAAAGGAAGAAACUGUUGCACCGGUUACCCUUCACAUCUACACUGAUUCAAUUCAUAACGCGGAAAUGGUCAGGGAGAGCAUCAGCAAACUACAUACAGUUGACGAGCUGUCUUACCCGGCUAGCUUGAUGGAAUAUGUGCGAGAGGCCCAGAUGAAAGAUAUUCGUGGCUUGGCAACCAAGUUAGAUGUAAAAAUAACCAAGACUAGGAGAGGAUUUCGUGUUGAUGGUUUUGGAGGUUCAGCUAAAGAAGCCAUCAAACAAGUAGAAAAGCGUAUGACGACGCUCGAAAGAGGAAUACUUUUAGAAACAGCAAAAACGACAAUCAAGCUCCCGAACAAUUGGAAAAUGAAACUGUCAGAUAGGCCACACGUUGAAAUUCUUAGACCGAGUGAUAGUGAUUUUGCAACAGUUGCCCUUGCAUUUACAACACAGACAGGGAAACCGAGUUAUAACAUAAUACGGAUUGAGCGCAUACAGAACCCAGCAUUAUACAUGCAGUACUGUGGUAAGAAGAGUGAACUCGAAGCCUCAAAAUCGUCAGGAAUUAUUGAGCGCUGGUUGUGGCACGGGACAAGGGAUGGAUCUGUUUGCAAAAAUAUCAACGAGAAAGGAUUUGACAGAAAUUACAAUACAGGUGCCAGUUUAGGACAAGGUGUUUAUUUUGCCGUUGACGGGGGGACAUCGAUGAGCUACUGUGGCCAGGAUGAAAUGGGUUUUCGACGGAUGUAUUAUGCUAAAGUAUUAACAGGCGAUUAUGCUCAGUCCCAUGGAGCGAUAAGGACACCACCUAAUAAAGGAGAUCCGAACAACCCGCAUAAGACAUACGACUCAGUAGUUGAUAACACAGCUAAUCCAGGCGUCUUCGUGAUUUUUCACGAUGCACAAGCUUAUCCGACGUUCCUUGUUACAUUUCGGUAACUGUAUUAUGAUCAAGAACGCCAUUAUUAUGGACUUAUGACUAAACACAAAGGAGCUCAGUCUAUCUUAUCCCCGUCUUUGCACCAUGUUUUACAUAUGUUACUAAUAUUAUAAUUCAUGUUUCUCUACGGUUAUCGUUAGGUAUUCUACGUGUGUAUUUGCAGUGAAGUCACGAAAUGAUUCGUCUCAUUAAAGUUUUAAUCGUAUAUUCUCAUGUAUUGGGAUUCUUCGAACAGCGACUAGUGUUUUUUAACAAAAUUAUACAUGAACUGCUGAAGUUUGAAAUGUAUUUUUUCGCUGGAGCUCUUGAGCUUAGUGAAGGGAAAGUAGUUCCUCACGAGUACUUUUUAUCUUUACCCCUGGGCAAGAUGAGGGAAUCCAGCAUGGCUAAUAGUUUGAUCUACUUAUCUGGGGUGGGAGAACAGGAAGUCACGAUUAAACCGAUAUCGCUACAUCAAUAUUCUUCGGGUGGGAUUUCGUGGAGUUAUUGACGUGUGUGUUGGGAACAAAUUGACCGUUUCCACUAUAUUUUUUCUAUAGCUAUUGUGCCAUAUGGCAUGACGAUUUUAACGAUUUGCUGCGUGUCGUGUAUAGUAGAUAAAUGGUGUUAUAUUGAUACCUUAUCAUUACAAUCCAUUCGAAUUGAACAUGAACAAAUAAUAUAUAUUAGUAAUUUGCAUUUAUGAUGGUGUAUUUACCCUCUACACUAAACAUAUAGCAUAGUGUGUUUAUUUCCCAUUAAGUAUGUCAAUUUUACAACGUUUUUGAUGUCUGAUGAAUGAAAUAAAUCACAGCAAUGUUAUCAUUGAAUCACGAUGAUGAUGUUACCUCUCAUUUUGUUGGGGAUGACUAUUAUGUACCUUCAUAAUACAGGACACUAGCGAUUUAUGUCUAUAUGAUCAAAAAUAACAAUUAUUGGCAAGCUGUUUGUGCCUCUUGUGUAGAAUAUUGUAUGUUGAAUCCUUUUAUAGAAAAUAGAAGAGCAUGACAAAAGGGUGCAGCCGGAACUAAGCUUUUUAUUUUUAGAACUUGAAAAGUAAAACACUACUUUUGUGAACAUAUUAGAAUCGAGACUUAUAAAUAUUUCGGAGUCAUAGCACGCUUGCGGAUCAAUAAACAAAACAUUUGUUUAAAAUCAAAUUAUUUAACUCUCUAUAGUUCAGUCGGGAGGGCUCCUGAUUGCUAGCAUCAUUGGACACUGCGUGAUGGGUUCGACUCGCACCAAAGCCACAUAAACAUAUGUCAACUGAAUUUACCUUCAGGCGUUAUUAAAAAGAAACAAUUAUCACACAGAACAACUUCCAUUUAAAUAGAACUUCACAAGUGCCGACCUUAUGCAAAAGAUAAAAGUAGAACGAGUUCGGUCAUAACUCAAGUGUUCUAUUGAAUAUAAACAGGCGAAAAUCGAAUAAUACUCAAUUCUUAUUGGCCAACACAAAAGUGCAUACACUAAUAUUUACUAUUUUUACUAAUUCGUAAGUUCUAAUUAAUAAGUGGCAUAAUGAUCGUGUUUGAAGAUCGAGAAACUGGUAAAUGUCAAACAUGACUGAACUGUUAUAUAUUAUUAUAUAUCAUAUAUUUUUUUAUUUUAUGAUGUUUUGAUGUUGAUAAGGUUGUUGAUUUAUUGUUUAUGCUGUUGUAGUUUGAUGAUGGCCACAUUGUACAUAAUUGAUGUUAUACAACUAUAGUCGAACCCCGUUGGCUCGAACUCGCUUGGCUCGAAGUGAACGUUUAGGACCGAAUUCAUUAUGCUGAACCGAAGUAUUUCCGCUUGGCUCGAAUUUUCCGAGGCUCGAGGUAUAUUCGCUGGUCCUUUGGAGUUCGAGCCAACGGGGUUCGACUGAAGUGUGUUACCUUAUACUAUAGCUUUAACAAACAUGCAUAUACAUGUACCUGUACAUGCGUUUUGAUUGACUAUUAUGCAUUGUACAAUAUCCGACAUUGAUAUUUGUGUAUGUUAAUUUACGUGAUCGUUUUAAGAAAAAACACAAUUAGUAGUUUUCAUGGCAAUGAAGAAAGGAAUGUUUUUUAAAACAAAAUAUGUGAAAUAACAAAGCCUUACAUUGUUCAUUAGAUGUUGAGAUCGGGUAUUCUCUCGUAAAAAAUCAGUUUGUGUGAAAAAUAUCCUAAGAAUAUGGAAACGUUUCAGGGACUUCCGAUUUUGGGUAAAACGAACAAAGAAUGUUGUCCUUGUUAUAAUGCAACUACAAUUGUAUACCGUUGCGUUAUUUCAUAGUUUUGCGACAUGCAUGUAAAUUAUUAAUAAUACAACAUUGACAUUUUGAAGUCCAUUUAACGCUUCCUUUGUUGCCUUAUUUGAAACAAGCGUUAUCAAUUUACAUGAUACCCCUUAAUUCGGUACAAACGAUUGUUGAGAGUGCUUCACUUACCAUAGUCAAUCGGAACACCUCGGUCAUCUCCGCCAUAUGACGAGGGAAAAUGGCCGAUGUGCUCCGAUUGACUGUUGAUAAAAGGUUUAUGCUCCUGACUUAUCUCUCCCCCAUAAUAUAUUUAUGUAGUUAUCUACGGUGUUUUAAAUAAUAUGUAUAUUUAGCUCGUCUGCUUGUUGUGAUAGCGUUAGCGUCGUCGUAGCGGACAACCUUUGACCUUGGCCUUAACGCAAAAGCCAUUCAAGAUAUUGGAAUACAACUUAGUACGCAUGUUGCCAGAGAAAAUACGCACUUGAAUUAUAGUUGAUUAAUGCCUCUGUAACUGGGGAGAUUCAAGACUAGCGUUGGUCUGCGCUUUGCGGAGCUCUUGUUAUAAAUGAAACAUUCAAAACAUGUAUGUUUGAAUUCGUGUUUGUUUACGACUACUGAUAUGAGUAUUAAUUAUAUGUUUUUUCGGUGGUUUUUAGACAUUUAUCCGUGAAAAAAGUUAUUUUAAUGUUUUAAACAGUGAAAUAACAUUUUGAUAUGUUUCACUGUUUUGAAUUUUUAGCCCGCUCUGAAUUUUAAACCAAACGUCAGCGCGAACAGGGCUUGGGCACAAUUUCUACGAAGUCAUUUCUGAAAUUUGGCUGCUCUGAAAAACAAAUUUUGGUGCUUAUUUGGUGAAAUAUAUUGCAAUGUUACACUGAAUCAAACAAUUAUCCGCUAUGUAAUACCUUAUGUAUAUAUGUUAAUUAAAAGAAUGUUUGUGUCACGA
Molecule: messenger RNA, 10243 nt
Organism: Mya arenaria
Lineage: Eukaryota; Metazoa; Mollusca; Bivalvia; Myida; Myidae
Product: protein mono-ADP-ribosyltransferase PARP14-like
Exons: 25
Coding region: 209-7096 (2295 amino acids)
Biological process (GO): negative regulation of gene expression
Cellular component (GO): cytoplasm; nucleus
Molecular function (GO): RNA binding; transcription corepressor activity; NAD+ poly-ADP-ribosyltransferase activity
Source: RefSeq, a predicted model, not a curated record